AUGACUAGUAAAUAUCUAUCUAUCUAUCUAUCUAUCUAUCUAUCUAUCUAUCUAUCUGUCUAUGUCUAUCUACCUGUUUACCUAUUAAUUCUGUUCAUAUCUAUCUAUCUAUCUAUCUAUCUAUCUAUCUAUCUAUCUAUCUCACCUGUUCGUAUCUAUCUAUCUAUCUAUCUAUCUAUCUAUCUAUCUAUCUAUCUAUCUAUCUCAUAUGUUCUUUAUCUAUCUAUCUAUCUAUCUAUCUAUCUAUCUAUCUAUCUAUCUAUCUAUCUAUCUCUCUCUCUCUCUCCUCUCUCUCUCUCUCUAUAUAUAUAUAUAUAUAUAUAUUUCUAUCUAUUAUUCUCUAUCUAUUUUUUCUCUCCCUCUUCUCUUUUCUCUCUUCUCUAUCUCUCCCCUCUCUCGUCUCACCCUCCUCUCUUUUCUCUCUCUUCUCUCCUCUCUCUCUUGUCUCCCUCCUCUUUUUUCUCUCCUUUCUCUCGCACUUCUCUCUCUCUUCCCUCUUUUCUCUCCUUUCUCUCGCACUUCUCUCUCUCUUCUUUCCCUCCUCUUUUUUCUCCCUGUUCUCUCUCUUCUCUCCCACCUCUCUUUUCUUUCUCCCUCUUCUCUCCUACCACUCUUUUCUCUCUCUUCUCUCUCUCUUCUCUCCCUCCGCUCUUUUCUCUCUCUUCUCUCUCUCUCUUCUCUCCCUCUUCUCUUUUCUCUCCCUUCUCUCCAUCCUCUCUUUUCUCUCUCCCUCCUCUCCUCCUCUCUUAUCUCUCUCUUCUCUCCCUCCUCUCUUUUCUCUCUCUUCUCUCCCUAUUCUCUUUUCUCUCCAUUCUCUCACACUUCUCUCUUUCUUCUCUCCAUCCUCUCUUUUCUCUCUCUUAUCUCCCUCCUCUCUUCUCUCUCUUUUCUCCCUUCUCUCUUUUCUCUGCUUUCGCUCGCACUUCUCUCUCUUCUCUCCCUCUUCUUUUUUCUCUCUUCUCUCCCUCCUCUCUUUUCUCUCCCUUCUCUCGCACCUCUCUCUCUCCUCUCUCUCCCUCCUCUCUUUUCUCUCUUCUCUCUCUCCUCUCUUUUCUCUCCCUCCUCUCUUUUCUCUCGCUACUCUCUCUAUGUUCUCUCCCUCUUCUCUCCUUCCUCUCUCUUCUCUCUCUUCUCUCCCUCUUCUCUUUUCUCUCCAUUCUCUCGCACUUCUCUCUUUCUUCUCUCCAUCCUCUCUUUUCUCCCUCUUAUCUCCCUCCUCUCUUUUCUCUCUCUUCUCUCCCUCCUCUCUUUUCUCUCUCUUCUCUUCCUAUUCUCUUUUCUCUCCAUUCUCUCGCACCUCUCUCUCUCCUCUCUCUCCCUCCUCUCUUUUCUCUCUUCUCUCUCUCUCUCUUUUCUCUCCCUCCCUCUCUUUCUCUCUCCUCCUCCUCUCUUUUUCUCCUCUCUCCUCUCUCUCCCUCCUCUCUUUUCUCUCUUCUCUCUCUCCUCUCUUUUCUCUCCCUCCUCUUUUCUCUCGCUACUCUCUCUAUGUUCUCUCCCUCUUCUCUCCUUCCUCUGUUUUCUCUCUCUUCUCUCCCUCUUCUCUUUUCUCUCCAUUCUGUCGCACUUUCUCUCUCUUCACUCCAUCCUCUCAUUUCUCUCUCUUCUCUCCCUCUUCUCUUUUCUCUCUCUUCUCUCUCUUCUCUCUCCUCUCUUUUCUCUCCUUUCGCUCGCACUUCUCUCUCUCUUCUCUCCCUCCUCAUUUUCUCUCUCUUUUCUCUCUCUCUUCUCUCAAACCUCUCUUUUCUCUCUCUUUUCUCACUCUUCUCGCUCUUCUCUCCCUCCUCUCUUUUCUUUCUCUUCUCUCCCUCCUCUCUUUUCUUUCUCUUCUCUCCCUCCUCUCUUUUCUUUCUCUUCUAUCCCUCUUCUCUUUUCUCUCUCUUCUCUCUCUUCUCUCCCUCCUCUCUUUUCUCUCCUUUCGCUCGCAUUUCUCUCUCUUCUCUCCCACCUUUUUUCUCUCUCGUCUCUCUCUUUUCUCUCUCUCUUCUCUCCAUCCUGUCUUUUCUCUCUCUUCUCCCUCUCUUCUCUCUCUCUUCUCUCCCGCCUCUCUUUUCUCUCUUCUUUCUCUUCACUCUCUCACUUCUCUCUCUACUCUAUUUUCUCUCUCUCUUCACCCUCUCUCUUUUCUCCCUCUCUCUUUUUCUCUCUUCCCUCUUUCUUCUCUCUUUCCUCUCUCUUCUCUCUCUUCUCUUCUUCCUCUCUUUUCUCUCUUUUCUCUCGCACUUCUCUUUCUUCUCUCUCUCCUCUCUUUUCUCUCCUUUCUCUCGCACUUCUCUCUCUAUUCUCUCCCUCCUCUUUUUACUCUCUCUUCUCUCUCUCCUCUCUCUUCUCUCUCUACUCUUUUUUCUCCCUUCUCUCUCUCUUCUCUCCCGACUCUCUUUUCUCUCCCUCCUCUCUUUUCUCUCUUCUUUCUCUUCACUCCCUCACUUCUCUCUCUCCUCUAUUUUCUCUCUCUUCUCUCUCUCUUCCCCCUCGCUCUUUUCUCCCUCCCUCCCUCUUUUUUCUCUCUUCUCUCUUUCUUCUCUCUCUUCUCUCUCUCUUCUCCUCUUCCGCUCUUUUCUCUCUUUUCUCGCGCACUUCUCUUUCUUCUCUCCCUCCUCUCUUUUCUCUCCUUUCUCUCGCAUUUCUCACUCUCUCUUCUCUCCCUUCUCUUUUUACUCUCGCUUCACGCUCUCCUCUCUCUUCUCUUUGUUCUCUCUCUUCUCUCUCUCUUUUCUCACUCCCUUCUCUCAAUCCUCUCUCUCUUCUCUCUCCUCUCUUUUCUCUCUCUUCACUCUCUCUUCUCUCCUUCCUCUCUUUUCUCUCUCUUCUCUCCCUCCUCUUUUUUCUCUCUCUUCUCUCCCUCCUCUUUUUUCUCUCUUUUCUCUCUCUCUCUUCUCUCCCUCUUCACUUUUCUCUCCCUCCUCUCUUUCUUCUCUCCAUCCGCUCUUGUGUCUUUCUUCUCUCUCUUCUCUCCCUCCUCUCUUUUCUCUACUUUCACUCGCACCUCUCUCUUCACUCCCUCCACUUUUUUCUCUCUUUUCUGUCUAUUCUCUUCUCUCGCACUUCUCUCUCUUCUCUCUCUCUUUUCUCUCCCCUUCUCUCACUGCUCUCUUUUCUCUCCCUCUUCUCUCCCUCCUGUCUUUUCUCUCUCUUCUCUCCCGCCUCUCUUUUCUCUCCCUCCUCUCUUUUGUGUCACUUCUCUCUCUCUCUUCUCUCCCUUACUCUCGCAUUUCUCUCUUUCUUCUCUCCACCCUCUCUUUUCUCUCUCUUCUCUCCCUCCUCUUUUUCUCUCUCUUCUCUCUCUCUUUUCUCUCUCCCUUCUCUCAUUCCACUCGUUUCUCUCUCUUCUCUCUUUUCUCUCUCUCCUCUCUUUUCUCUCUCUUCUCUCCCUCUCCUCUUUUCUCUCCCUUCUCUCGCACUUCUCUACUUCUCUCCAUCCUCUUUUUUCUCUCUCUUCUCUCCCUCCUCUUUUUCUCUCUCUUCUCUCUCUCUUUUCUCUCUCCCUUCUCUCAUUCCACUUUUUUCUCUCUUUUCUCUCUCUCCUCUCUUUUCUCUCCCUUCUCUCGCUUCUCUCCUUCUUCUCUCCAUCCUCUUUUUUCUCUCUAUUCUCUCCCUCCUCUUUUUUCUCUCUCUUCUCUCUCGCUCUUCUCUUUCUAUUCUCUCCCUCCUCUCUUUUCUCUCCCUUCUCUCGCACCCCUCUCUAUUAUCUCUCUUCUCUCCUCCUCUCUUUUCUCUCCUUUCUCUCGCACUUCUCUCUCUCUUCUUUGUUUUCUCUCCCUUCUCUCACACUUCCUUUUCUUACCUCUGUCUUCUCUUGCACUUCUCUCUCUCUUCUCUCUCCCUUCUCUCGCACUCCUCUCUCUGUCUUCUCUCCCUCCUUUCACACUUCUCUCUCUCACUUCUCUCUCUCUCUCUUCUCGCUUGUGGAACUCUCUUCCGUUUUCUUUCGUUUUCUUUCUUUCCUGCCUUUCCUUCGUUUUCUUUCUGUCCUUUAUUUUUCUUUCUUUCAUUCCUCCGUUUUCUUUCUUCUCUUUUCUAUCUUUCUUUCCUUUUCUUUCUUUCCUUUCUUUCUUUCUUUCUUUCUUUUUUCUUUUUUGUUUUUGCCUUUUUUCCUUACCCCAUACCGAAUAUCUAUGCCGAUGA
Messenger RNA from Acanthosepion pharaonis, 4122 nucleotides. Lineage: Eukaryota; Metazoa; Mollusca; Cephalopoda; Sepiida; Sepiidae. The record is from the annotation of a GenBank genome assembly.